AUGUUACCACGCGAGGAAACUACUAUCCCGACAAAAGCAUGGCCACCGCAGCGUGUUACUGGUCUGCAGAACCCACCGUUGUACCUCCACGUGACGAGCACGUCCAAAGAAGGACUUGAAAAGGCCGUUGAAUUGAUUGAUGAUCUCAUGAAGAAAGAGUUACCCAAUCUAGUGGAUGAACGACGAUUCCGCCGCCGUGAACCGGAAGUUGAGCGGGAUGAGUUCGGUCGCCGCAAAUGGCCCGAGGAAAAGAUUCCCGUCGGCCUGGAACCAAUUCCUGGGUUCAACCUUCGUGCGCAAGUCGUCGGACAAGGCGGCAUGUACGUGAAGCACAUUCAGCAGCAGACGAGAUGCAAGGUUCAAAUCAAAGGUCGUGGGUCCGGCUUCAUGGAGCCAAGCACCGGCAGGGAAAGUGACGAUGCUAUGUAUCUGCACGUUGCUGGCCCCGACGCCAACGAUGUCCAGCGCGCAAAAGCGCUAUGCGAGGACUUACUGAACAAUGUUCGCGAAAAGUACCAGGAACAUAAAGAAAACCCACAUCAGCACGGUGGCUACGGCGGCGGCUAUGGAGGGAAUCGCGGGAGCCGUCACGACAACUACGGAGUAGGCUACGGCGGCGGCUACGGAAGCCAGCACCAACACCAGCAAUCGCCUGCCCCCGCGACAGCUAGCCCAUCAGGCCAAGGAACUCCCGGAGCAACAAGCGCCGCGGACUACAGUGCGCAGUACGCCCAGUAUUACGGAUCCGACCCGUAUGCCGCCUACGGUGGGUACCAGAACUACGUUGCCUACUACCAAUAUUAUCAGCAAGCUGCGCAGCAGCAGCAGCAGCAGUCGCAGUCGCAGAGCCCUGCUCCUCCCCCUCCUCCUCCAGCAUCUGAGGCCCCCCCGCCACCUCCCCCGGGGUCAGGGUCUCCCCCACCACCUCCUCCCGGCGGCAGCUACAGCGCCGUUCCACCACCUCCAGGGCUCUGA
Molecule: messenger RNA, 975 nt
Organism: Aspergillus mulundensis
Lineage: Eukaryota; Fungi; Ascomycota; Eurotiomycetes; Eurotiales; Aspergillaceae
Product: KH domain-containing protein
Exons: 5
Coding region: 1-975 (324 amino acids)
Cellular component (GO): nucleus
Molecular function (GO): RNA binding
Source: RefSeq, a predicted model, not a curated record